GAUCUAGGGAAUUUCGGUUUGGGCGAAUUGCGCGCCAGGUGCGGAAUACAAAAAAAGGGACUAUUGUGCGAUGUUGGCCGCGCGGAAUCGCCCCACGAGCCCCAAAAAACCGUCCGCACUGGCUUUUUGCCCGACGAGUUCGAACUAAGCGAUAAGGAAUCAGUCCGACCAUAACCUCAAUUUCGUGUCAAAAUUCAUCACCAGUUGAAGCCUAUCAUUCGUUCGAGUUUGUGAUAAAUAGAUCGAAGGGCAAGUGUUUCCUAACCUCAAAAAUGUGGCCUGAAGUGGACAGGGCGCGGAGCGAAAACCGCCACGAGUUGGUUUUAGGGGGCGCCGACAUCUCCCAACGCUUGAAAAAAGAAGGUCUAGAUGCCAAAAUUUUCGAACUAAUUGGUUUGAACUACCUAGAUAUACAUGAGACAAGUUUGGAAAAUCUUCCAGACAAUAUUUCUAAACUAUCAAAUUUGCAGUCCCUCGUUCUCCAUUCAAACAAAUUCGAAAAUUUCAACAUUAACAUCACACGUUUGGAGAAACUCAAACUUUUAGAUUUGUCCAGGAAUUGUCUUAAAGAAAUUCCAGCUGAAAUUACCAAUUUAUCCAACAUAAUCACGUUUAAUUUCGCCAAUAAUAACCUAGAACACUUCCCCAAGCUAGUAAGUAACCGCAAAUUAACUGUGUUAGAUUUAUCCAACAACAAACUAAAAACCUUCCCGGACGUUUGUUAUGAGGAAUUAUCAAACCUCUCGGAGCUCAAACUCACUGACAACCAAAUUGAGUCAAUUCCGCCCGAAAUUAAAAACAUCGUCGCGCUAAAGGUGCUCGAAUUGGGGCACAACCAAAUUAAAGUCGUCCCUGGCGAGCUCGCGCUGUGUUCUAAACUCAAGACCCUAAACCUCAAAAACAACCCCAUUUCCGACCGCCGUCUCCUAAAACUGAUCGAUCAAUGCCGCAUUAAACAAAUCAUCGACUAUGUGAAAGCCCACGGCCCCAAAAGCGUGACCACCGCACCCCGUGACGACCAAAAAACCACAACUGAGAAAGAUUCAGACAGCGACGAAGACAACUACAAACACACCAUUCGUGUCCACACUAAAGACAGCCCCAAAAUCGUCGUUAACGAAAGCGUGAAGUCCGUACGCGAAUUCUUCGUGGGUUGUCUGGUAACUAAUAUCACCUUCUCGGAAGACAGCUUCAAAAAAUUCAUUCAAGUACAGAACAAACUGCACGAAUCGGUGUGUUCAAAGCGAAAUCUGGCGACGAUUGCCACCCACGAUUUCAACAAGUUGCCCCCUGGAGACUUCCAGUACACAACGUUGCCCCCCAAUGAGCUCAUCAUUCACCCCCUUAACCGCACGACAACGAUGACGGGGUCCGACCUUUUCACGAAACUUCAAACCGAAGCACACAAUCUGCGUAAAGAAAAAAAACGCAACACGUACUCCGGGAUACAUAAAUAUUUAUACUUGAUAGAGGGGCACCCCAGGUACCCCUGUCUGCUAAACUCAGAAGGUGUGGUCAUUUCGUUUCCACCAAUCACCAAUUCUGAAAUUUCGAAAAUCCAUACCGGUACCAAAUCAAUGUUUAUUGAAGUCACAAGUUCCGUGUCGCUUCACGCUUGUAAAGCCGCCAUCGAAGCGCUUCUAAAAGAGUUGAUAGUUUUAACUGGAGUAGACCUAGACGUUACGCAGAUGCGUUCUGUGGACUCUCAAGGGGGCUUGAAAGUCGUGUACCCUUCAAAGACGGAUCUGUGUUUCGAAGGGGGCGAAAUCAAAGUCGUCAGGGACUAAAAUUAACGUUUAUUUAUUGUUAGAGUAGGACUUCUUUUUGUAUUCUACUUAAUAAACGGUUUAUAUUCGA
Messenger RNA from Zophobas morio, 1857 nucleotides. Its product is annotated as leucine-rich repeat-containing protein 47-like. The record is from RefSeq and is a predicted model, not a curated record. Gene Ontology annotation, biological process: phenylalanyl-tRNA aminoacylation. The coding region runs from base 273 to 1787 and encodes 504 amino acids. Gene Ontology annotation, molecular function: RNA binding; phenylalanine-tRNA ligase activity; protein binding. The transcript has 3 exons. NCBI's taxonomy places the organism in Eukaryota, Metazoa, Arthropoda, Insecta, Coleoptera, Tenebrionidae.